CUACUUAUCCGGCCAAUCGCCGCUUGCGCUUUUGGCGCGUCAUCAAAAGAAAAAUGGCGGCGCGCAUAAGCAGAGCCAUCAAACGACUUGUUCCGAGGGAGGACGGUUGGCUCCUGCCCACAGCCUGGCAGUCAUAUCCCGUAGCAUGGCGUCAUCACCAUCACUCUGCAGGCCCCUCGCCGCGCUACGUACCCCGCAGGGCGGUUCUCUACUGCCCCGGCAAUGACGAGCGAAAAUUGAGGAAGCUGGCCUCGUUGGAUGUCGACUGUGUCGUCUUGGACUGCGAGGACGGCGUAGCCCUCAGCAAAAAGACAGAGGCCAGAGAGACCAUUCCCAGGAUGUUGGUAGAACUGGAUCUGGGCCGGACGGAGAAAUGCGUGAGGGUGAACUCGGUGUCCAGUGGUUUAGCCGAAGCCGACCUGCAGGUCAUCCUGCAGGCUGAGGUUCUGCCUCCCGCCAUCAUGUUACCAAAAGUGGAAGACACGCAGGAGGUGCAAUGGUUUGUUGACAGGUUUCAGCGCAACUUGAAAGGACGGGCACUGACAGAACCCAUUCGCCUGGUCACCUUUGUGGAAACCGCUGUGGGCCUGCUCAAUUUUAAGGCGGUGUGUGAGGAAAUCCGCCGGCUCGCUCCCGGGGCUGGUCUCCAGCAUGACGGCGUGGUGUUCGGCUCCGACGACUUCUGCGCCAGCAUAGGUGCAACACGGACUAAGGAUGCCAAGGAGCUCCUUUACGCCAGGCAGAAGGUGGUCGUGACCACCAAAGCAUUUGGGCUACAGGCUAUCGACCUGGUCUACAUAGACUACAAAGAUGUGGAGGGGCUGAGGCAGCAGGCCAGAGAGGGAGCACUCAUGGGCUUCACAGGUAAGCAGGUGAUCCACCCGGGGCAGAUCCAGGCUGUACAGGAAGAGUUCUCCCCCAGUCAGGAGAGGGUCCAGUGGGCCAAAGAGCUCAUUGCUGCUUUUGACCAACAUCAAAAGGAGGGCAAGGGUGCGUUCACCUUCCGCGGCAGCAUGAUUGACAUGCCCUCGCUGAAGCAGGCGCAGAACAUCGUAACGCUCUCUGCCGCGGUGCCGGAGAAAUGACACGAAUUGGGGGACGGAACCCGGAGGAACCAACACCGACUAAACCCCGAUCGCAGAGGUCAAAGGGACUGGAAAUGGUUUGCGGGGUCGCAUGACAACAAAAGUUUUAAUUUCAGUUUUCAAAUAAUUUGUUUAAAUAUUUCUUUAAAGUUUGUUUCUGUGUUAUGGCAGUUGCAGUUGAAAGUUUUACUUCUUCUGCUGAGGUUCAAUUUGCAAUCAUGACUCCACCCUGAGAUUUAUCCUCCAAUUCAAACUCUGCACAACAACAAACCUUUGGAAUCCAGAGUGUCGAAGAUUGUCGCCCUGCGAAGGCACAUUCUUGGCAGUGUGUGUCAUCAUGACACUCUCCAGUGUGUGUGAGUGUGUGUGUGUGUGUGUGUGUGUGCCCGUGCCUCCCAUCUCUUCCCAGUCAUGAUGAAUGCUCUUGCAUCUCCACGGUCCAGGCAGCUGGGCGAAAGGGUAAACAAACACAACAAGCCACUGUUGUCGAUCUAUUCAUCGGGUCCCGGUCUUCCAGUCAGGGCCUCAGCCCCCUGCCCAGGGCCUAACUCACAAACAUCAAAAGUCCUGCUCGCUGAGAAAAAAAAAGAAGAAGAAAAAAGAGCCGCUGAUGGAAGUGUGUUAACUCACGAUUUAGCUUUCCUUUUUUUUUGUGUGUGACACGCAGCUCGCUCUGUGGAAGCUGCGAGCCUGUGGUCUUGAUGGAGAAGGCGUGCGGCGUCAGACACACCAUGACCUGCGCGGAAAAUAAACACCGCAUACAUACGCACGCUGCGACAGUUUUCUUUGCCCCAGUCUCUUAUUUAACACAAAAGUUAAACUGGGAUUUUCAGCUACGUGAGUUCACCUGCUUUGAUCCUUUUUAUCAGCCACGAUAAUGAAGAAGAAGAAAAAACCACGACCUCCCGAACGAGAUUCAGCAAACUAUAGUUUGUUGUGCGGACGUGAAUAUACAAGUGCGACAAACGUGGCUCUGUGGGGCACUUGUGCACGUCUGACUUCCAGAGACAGUGAAGUGGGUGUGAUGUCGGAGGGAGACAGAUUAGUGGCCAUGUUGCUCCAGCAGACCAGGACCGGGGGCUUUGUCUCUCUGACUGUGGAUGGGAGGAUAAUUGGGGGGGUGUUGAAUGGUUAAUAGUGCCAUUGGUGACCAUGGUAAUGAAAGGCACCUACCUCCCCUUACCCACCUCAUCCACUCUUCUCUCCCUCUCUCUCCCUCUCCCCUACUGUAUGAUCCAUUGUGUCUGGGGCAGGACUGUGAUCUGUGCCAGGCCAGGCCAGACAAAAAAAAAGAAAAGAAAGAAAGAUCGAAACCACUCCUGCACCAUGCUCAAAGACCAGAGCAGUAAGCUUUCUCUUUGGCAUUUGGCCACAUAUUUCUCCCACCGAUGGCUUCACCUUUUUAUUUCCUUUUUUUCUGUCACGAUUUCACCAUUCAACCUUUUUGUUUUGUUUUCCGGUUUUCACCAAAUCUCCUCGUACACCCUGAAGGUUGGUGGACAACACUGCUGUCAUGUGUGCGCCGUUAUUUUGGGUGGAGCCAUUUUGUGAAGCACUGCAGAGUAGACGUAGGACAUGCCACAUUCUGAAAACUUGGAGGACUUGAAUGGUAAAAUAUUUAAAAAAAAGAUGUUUCAUACGUUUUUCUUUCGCCCGAUUGUGAGUAGUCUGUACAGAUUGUUUAAAUCAUAAUAUAUAAAUUCAAAAUAUAUCCUGUUUUACUGUUGCUUUUGUGAUUAAAUGAAGCUGUGAGGAUUUUGAUUAAACUCAUGUGACAUUUUU
This is a messenger RNA of Scophthalmus maximus (turbot), 2867 nucleotides long. It is a transcript of the gene clybl, whose product is annotated as citrate lyase beta like. Gene Ontology annotation, biological process: regulation of cobalamin catabolic process. The record is from RefSeq and is a predicted model, not a curated record. Bases 54 to 1085 code for a protein of 343 amino acids. Gene Ontology annotation, molecular function: (S)-citramalyl-CoA lyase activity. Lineage: Eukaryota; Metazoa; Chordata; Actinopteri; Pleuronectiformes; Scophthalmidae. The transcript has 8 exons.